AAUAGAUUAACUUCUAUGGGUGCAAAGGCUCAUGUAGAUAUUUUGAGAUUGGUGGCCACUCUGUUGGUACUGCAGCUGAUUCGAGUAAAGAAGUCAGCCGAGGGGAAGCUGCUUCAGUCUCUCUUCUCUCUGAAAGACUCUGAGGGUCCCAGGCCAAUGCACUGGGAGGCUGUGAAGAAAGCAGUGGACUGGGCUUGCUGGGCAGAUAAACAAUAUCCAUGUGUGUGCAGCAGACUGGAGUUCGGCUGGGAUUGGGAAUCAUCCACACGCCAGUUACUGGGCUAUGAUUCAGCACUUCCAUACUCUCCACUCAUACCUGUUCUGGACAGGCGUUUGGGUUUAUCUGUUAUUUAGUAA
Molecule: messenger RNA, 357 nt
Organism: Paramisgurnus dabryanus
Lineage: Eukaryota; Metazoa; Chordata; Actinopteri; Cypriniformes; Cobitidae
Source: RefSeq, a predicted model, not a curated record